Molecule: messenger RNA, 1559 nt
Organism: Vanessa atalanta (red admiral)
Lineage: Eukaryota; Metazoa; Arthropoda; Insecta; Lepidoptera; Nymphalidae
Product: DNA polymerase delta subunit 3-like
Exons: 2
Coding region: 1-1164 (387 amino acids)
Biological process (GO): DNA synthesis involved in UV-damage excision repair; DNA strand elongation involved in DNA replication; nucleotide-excision repair, DNA gap filling
Cellular component (GO): nucleus; delta DNA polymerase complex
Molecular function (GO): DNA-directed DNA polymerase activity
Source: RefSeq, a predicted model, not a curated record
AUGAGGAAAAAUGUUUUCAGGAAACUUGAAUCUAACUCAAAGGAUUGCUCAGGUUUAUCAGACGAUGGCAAAGCGCGGACAACUGUAUGUACUGAGGAUGAUUUACAAAACCUAAAGACUUCACUGAAGACUGUAUUUUAUGAACAUGUAUACAGCGUUAACAAAGGUUCUCCACGCACUGAUCAUGCUGCUUAUUUAUUAGUAAGUAAAUUUGAUGACUUCAACCUAUGCGCUGGCUUAAUUAAGAGCAGCGAGUGCAAUAAAAUGUCAAUAGAUGAAAUCGGAGGCUUAAAGGAUAACAGCCGGCAAACAGUAUCAAAUGGUGGGUUAGAAUCGAUUCCUCAAAAGAAAAUUAAAACAGAAUCUAAAAGUUUGGUCAAAAAUAAUCAAUUAGAAAACAAGACAGCUGCAAUUGCCACUGAAAAUUUGAAAUCCAAAAUUAAAACAGAAGUGGUUUCUCCAACCAAAGACCUUAACAACAAACAAAAUAAUAACCACAAAACUCAAAAAGGAAUAGCUGGAUUUUUCAGUAAAUCUAAUAACACUGUUAAUAAAAAACUCACAAAAGAACCUGAACAAAAAUUAAAGACAAUAGUAAAAGAAAACAUUCAACUUAAAGAUGAAAAAAUGGAAAUGGAUGUUGAAAAUCAAAUACUCAAGACUAAAAUAUCUGAUAAAGAGGAAUCCAUCUCUAAAAAGAAAAAUAAAGUUCUUACUCAAACCAAGAAACCUACAGCCAAUGGUAGGAAAAGAAAAAGAGUAUUGCAUGUUUCAGAUAGUGAUAGUGAUCAGGAGGCUGACCCCUUUGCAGUCAAAGAAGAAAUCAAAAGUGAAUCUGAUGAUGAGAUUCCUCCAACCCCAUCUGCUAACAGUAUAAAAAUAACAUCAGGCAUUGUUAAUCCUAAGAAAAGAAGAAAAGUUGUAGAUAAGACAUAUAUGGAUGAAGAGGGGUACAUACAUACUGUCAAAGAAGAGAUUUAUGAAAGUUAUUCUGAAAAUGAGGAUGAUAAAAAUGUCAAACAGAUUGUUAAAGAAAUUAAAGUAGAGAAGAAAGAAAUAUCACCAAAAGAUAAGAAAAAUGAUGUAAUAAUGACUAAGAAGAAAAUAUCCCCUCAACAAAAAGGCAAACAAGCUACACUUGCCCAAUUUUUCAAGAAGAAGUAGAAGUUAUAUAUUUUGUCCAAUAUUUAAUCAUGAACUUGUUAUGAUAUACUAAUGUCAAAUUAAGAGUAUUUUGUUAUUUUCUCUUCCUAAUAAUAUUAAAAAAAUAAUCUUAUAAAAAUAUCUUAUUAAUUACCUAUAUAUAUAUAAUGCUUUAAAAAAAAAUGAUAUCAUAACAAAUAGUGAUAUAUUUACCAAAUUAAAAAACAAAGUUUAUUAAGAUGCAAAUCUUCUGACUGUUUGAUAUGGCAGAAUAAUACAUUCUUCUCUAAGACUUAAAUGUUGUAUAUAUUAUAUUUUCUCGUUACUCUCUGUUUCACUCUGUGGAACCAGCUUUUGCCGACGGUUUUUACGAACUAUUAGUAAUUUUUUAUUCUGACAACAUAACAUGUUUUCAA